UUUUACCGGCUAUAUCUUGAUCACUAGUUAGAGUACGUUAAAUACUUCAGGGCACUUCUACCCUGUCUCUAACAAAUUUUUUGGUUAUAGAUUUUUUUUUUCUAAUGGAGAAAGAAAGAUGUCCAUUCAAGGAAUAUCCCUGAUUUUUUCUCUAUUGUUUAUGUGCUUCUUCAGGGAGAGCUUCUGCAUCUGUGAUGGAACUAUCUGGACAAAGGUUGGAUGGGAGAUUUUUCCAGAAGAAAUGCAUUAUCUCAAAGUUAAGCCUUCUCCAUCUCACUGUCUACCUUACCCUCUGGACAAACUAUGCUGCAAUUUUGCUAAUAUGGAUAUAUUUCACAGUUGUUUAAAUAUCAUUUAUAUUUUAGUACAAGCUCUCUUUUUAAUCCUGUCUGUUUUAUCUGCACAUUACCUGUGGAUGAAAUGGAAGAAACACCAAAAAAAGCUUAAAAAACAAGCCGCCGUAGAGGUAUCUGGUAAUGCUCCAGAAAGCCAGCCUGCUUAUGAUAUUGACCAAAUACUCUGUAAAUUGGUGGCCACAACAUCAAUGAUGACCAAGUACCUGAACCAAAUGUCCCAGAAUCCUCCAGCUAAGAAAGCCAAGCAUCACAAAUUAAGAGGACGAAGAGUUAAGGAAGAGGAGGAGCCAGAAGAUAACAGACCUCACAUGUAAACAUAGCUCAGUCCAACAUGGACUGAGAAAUCUAUCGGACAAAAGAAAUCUACUGAGAGAACUGAAGUAAGGAUAAAAAUGGUCCUUUGGAGGCCUUUGUAAUUUUUUGCCGCGUUCUUUAUUGAAACUUUCCAAAGAAUUCUGGGUUGAAAAAUUAUUUCCAUUCAGCUAGAAAGGCAUCCAUACUUAUUAAAUACUGGGGAAAGGUUAUAUACUAUCACUGCUUCAUGUUUAAGUAUUUUUAAAGUGUUAGAUUAACCAAUUUGUAGAACAGAA
Molecule: messenger RNA, 946 nt
Organism: Talpa occidentalis (Iberian mole)
Lineage: Eukaryota; Metazoa; Chordata; Mammalia; Eulipotyphla; Talpidae
Gene: TEX50
Product: testis expressed 50
Exons: 2
Coding region: 119-670 (183 amino acids)
Source: RefSeq, a predicted model, not a curated record